AUGGGUGAAUGUAUAAUGACUGAUACACUCAGCUACCUGGUACCCUGUCUGGUUGUUUUUUCUACUUAUAUCCUAGAGCUAGACUUCAUAGAUGUCCCUCCUCUCACCCCAGCCAGUAAGGAAGUCCUGAGCCAGGCUGUUCAGGCCAGUUUCUCUGGUUUUGCCCAGGAGAUUAUCAACCACCACUUUCCACAGGAUCCAAGCUUGUGGUCAGAAUGGGAGGUGAGCCACUGGUUGGACUGGUGCCAGGCUGAGUUCGGCCUCCACGGCUCAGAGCUGAGGGGUCUGCAGGGCAGCCAGCUGUGUGGGCUGGACAGAGAGGCCUUCUUGGGCCUGAUGGCCGACUGCACUGCAGGAGAGAUUCUGUGGGAGCACCUGGAGACCCUGAGGAGGGAGAACUACUCACACUACAUCCAGGAUCAACAGAAUGAGACACUUCAAUAUCAUUCAGCUGACAGCUCAGACCUCCACACUCUGGAUCCAGUUCCUGCCCCACAUGAAGGUCACCGUCUGAUGAAUGCAGAGGAAUCCAGAAGGACCAUCAGUUCUGCUUUUCUGAUACCAGAAAUAUACAGAGAAACACCCUCGGAGGAGAGGGCUGCUGCCACCGUCAGCCCACGGGCUUUGACUGCUCCACUCACUGAUUUAGAGCCUCUGGACGACAGAGUGCCUGAUGAUGCCUUCAUGCUGCAUCAGAAACAUGGGAGUUUCAAAGACUAUGUAGGCAGCAAAACACAUGUGGGCAAAGCUGUGAUACCAGCAUCCAUUUUAGCUGGUUACACUGGUAGUGGACCAAUCCAGCUGUGGCAGUUUCUGCUGGAGCUCCUAACAGAUCGCAGCUGUCAGUCCUGCAUCAGCUGGACUGGAGAUGAGUGGGAAUUCAAGCUGACCGACCCUGAUGAGGUAGCUCUGCUUUGGGGAAAGAGGAAAAACAAACCCAAAAUGAAUUAUGAGAAACUCAGUCGGGGCCUGCGCUACUACUACGACAAGAACAUCAUCCGCAAGACAGCCGGCAAGCGCUACGUCUACCGCUUUGUGUGCAACCUGCAGGGCCUGCUGGGAUACGAGCCUGGGGAGCUGCACGCCAUGUUGGACAUCAGCAGCAAGACGAGGUCAGGAAGGCAAUAACCAGAGACCGGACUAGCAACUUUUUUUCUAAUAAUGUUUUGUUAUUUUUAUAUGAUUGUUGGCAGCAGAAGUGGUGGAUCAACAUGCUCAAUACAUACUCCGUCUCUUACUGGAAAAAUGUCCAAAGAAAUAAACAUAUUUAUAUUCAUGUGGCAUUAUUAUUUGGGGUGAAGUUAAAGUAAAAAAAUUAAAACAAAUUGCAGAAGUUCCUAUGCUCCUAUGUAGAGGGAUCCCUGCUCCAACACAGCUAAAACAAAUGGCUGAAAUGUCUCGUCAGCAUGAGGUCAGGUUAUGCAGAGGUCUGGUCAUUUGACUGAAAUGUUCUGGAGAAGAGAUGCAGGCAGCAGCAGCUACUAUGUCGCCUUUUAUCAUUAUUUUGACUGACAAGCUACGACUAUGAAAAAUAUUUUUAUGAACUAAAGGCUAAAAUAAGGAAAGACACUUCAAAUCAGAGUUUGUCUGAAUUUUCACAAUAUGUUGGUCAGUGGACUUUUAAACUGUAUGACAGGUAAAAUAUUCAGGGUUUCCUUCACAAGGGAAUAAAAAUCAGUGCUUCAUGCUGGAGUGGCAAUUUUUAAAAAAUAUAUUUUCUGGCUUGAGACAUUGCUUCACUGUUUCUAUGUGAAGUUCUUUCCUCUUGAUGCCAUCUCUUGUGUGUACUGUCAUAAUGGUACAGACCUCGUUUCACUGUGGAUUAUGACAGACUUAGUCUCUUUUACUGUCUUUCAUCCAGUGUCUUCACCAUGUCUUUUGUUUUUGUUCUGGGGUCAAUUCACCCAAAAACACAUAAAUCUCUAACAGUCACCAAAAAUUAUACUCAGGCAUAGUUUAAAGGCACUUCUUCGACGUGUUUUUACUGAAGUAAAAGUAAGAAGUAGCUGUCCAAGAAAUGACCCAAGUUAAAGUAAUGAUAUUUCAUAACAGUAUUACUCAAAUAAAAAGUGUGCAGUAAAAUUAUUCCUAAAAGAAUAUUUAUUUUUUCCAAAAAGUUACUAGAGUAAAUGUAACUAGUUACUACCCACCUCUGAACACAGACACCUUCUUCUCAACAGUAUGUUGCUGGACAUACCCAUAGUGUUAUACUUACAUAUAAUUAGAUUCAAUUCAGUAAAGUUGUCAAGGUCCCUUACAAAAAAUCAUUCAAUUCAAUCACACAUACAUUCCAAUUGAUCCUAGUUAUCAUACUGUACGCUUAUUUAAUUAUUCAAAGCAGAUUCAAAAGUUUCUAUAAGGAAACCCAGCAAAGCAUCAAGUCAUUGACCUGCAGCGUUCAGUCAUCCUGGAUGAGAACGUAGAGACAAUCACUUGUUUUGUCUCAUUGACUUUAUAGCUCAGUAUAAGUGGCAUUAAAAUACAUUAAGGUAAAUAUUAUAAAUCUCUCUCAUUAUUUUUGGCAUUUAGGACAUAGAAAUAAAACUUUUGGGAGUCAUAACUGAUUUAAAACAGAAACAGUGUAGUAUAAGCUAAAGUAAGAGAAAUAAAGGUGAUGUGUGAAUAUUUCUGGGUUGUGUGGUUUAGCAAAACGGGGCUGCCGCUAAAUGUGAGUUUUAGUAAUAGUUCUAACUUGAUAUUAUGUUGUUCUCUCUGAAUAAAUAUUCAUAAUUUUUUUGUUUGUUUUUCAGUGUAAACAUUUGUUCUUAAACUUAAAGACUUUUGUACGUCCACCCAGGGGGUCAGUAUGAUGGAAGAGAUCCGCAUGAGGGUGGAGCACAAAUCAAGGGAAAGGAAAAUGUUUGAAUGCAGUCAUUUAUGAUAAUGAAUCCUUUAUUGUGUUUAUUCAGUGUUUACACAACAGUAUGGAGAGGUCAGACCGUCUUAUUUUAAAGUGCCAGCUGACUUGUGAUGUGAUUUUCUCCAUCACAGAGCAGCAGACCUGAAACAGGCUGAGGGGGGAUUACUUCCACCACUCACCCUGACAAGAGCUGCUAAUGGAAGAGCCGAGUGUCUGGUGGUCAGCAUGGCUGCCACUCAGAACA
Messenger RNA from Xiphophorus maculatus (southern platyfish), 3104 nucleotides. Its product is annotated as transforming protein p54/c-ets-1-like. Gene Ontology annotation, biological process: cell differentiation; regulation of transcription by RNA polymerase II. Bases 1 to 1128 code for a protein of 375 amino acids. NCBI's taxonomy places the organism in Eukaryota, Metazoa, Chordata, Actinopteri, Cyprinodontiformes, Poeciliidae. The record is from RefSeq and is a predicted model, not a curated record. Gene Ontology annotation, molecular function: sequence-specific DNA binding; DNA-binding transcription factor activity, RNA polymerase II-specific. The transcript has 6 exons. Gene Ontology annotation, cellular component: nucleus.